This is a messenger RNA of Pleuronectes platessa (European plaice), 1671 nucleotides long. RefSeq names its product ankyrin repeat and sterile alpha motif domain-containing protein 1B. The coding region runs from base 1 to 1536 and encodes 511 amino acids. The record is from RefSeq and is a predicted model, not a curated record. Gene Ontology annotation, cellular component: cytosol. Gene Ontology annotation, molecular function: protein binding. The transcript is spliced from 8 exons. NCBI's taxonomy places the organism in Eukaryota, Metazoa, Chordata, Actinopteri, Pleuronectiformes, Pleuronectidae.
AUGGUGGAACUCGUGUUGGAGCUCAGUGAAGAUGGUUUCUCUGACUAUCACAUGAAUCACAUAAUGGAACACGAACGCACAAACAUCGACAUCUUUCCCAAGCAGCGGACCUCUCUGUCCUCGUCCCUGGACGUCCAGAGGCCGGUGAACCACAGCUGUGAGCCCAGCGAGGUGAGCUCGUCCCUGGGCUACGCCAGCUUCAGCACCAGCCCCCCCGCCAGCCCCCCCCUCAGCCCCAACCAGGAAGACUCUGCCGGCUCCAACGACGACUGUCAGCUCACAGACGACGGGCCGUACCAACGAGACCCUCCUCCUCCUCCUCUCUGCUCUUCCUCCACCACAUUGAACCCUCUGUUGGAGGAUCGAAGGAAGAGCCACAUCCCGGAGGAGUUUGCAGGCCUCCUUCAUGGCUCUUCUCCAGCCUGCGAGACCCCCGACACGCCUUUCCACCUCUACAGUCCCAAAUCUCGCAAGUAUGCCUCCACAGACGUCCAGAGCGGUUUGCUGCAAACCCCGGAGUUCAGCAUCGUGAUCGGAGGGGGACCCACUCAGGUCUCCUCCAGGACAGGGGGCGAGUCGUUGCCUGUGAGGACCGCCAACGACCCGCAAAAGCCUCAGGUGGUGUACCGGACUAUCUUCCACACCAGGGUCAACCAGCAUCAGGCUCGACCCAAGAACUGCGAUCAGCGGGAUCAGCCUCGUGGGUGGUCUACGUUGGACCGCCCACCCUCCCACUACUCCGGUCAAAACCAGAAAGCUCCGGAGUCACAGGGGAUCCAGACGUCGGGCGAAUCCAAGGACGCUUCAUCUGGGGCAGGCUUCGAGGAGAGGGCCUGCACCCUGGGGAGGAUGAGGUCCAUGCCCCGGAGCGUGUUGGACCUGCAAUUGUCAAAGUGUCUUUCCAAGUCUGAUUCCAACCUGGUAGCUGUGUCUCCCGUACAGGAGGAGCACAGUUGGGGGUCUGGAUCUCGGGGCCAGGGCCCUGGAAGUCCGAACCCAGGGGAGGGUGCCAGCCCUGGGGGGAGACUGGAGAGGACGCCGUCCUUCACUGCUGAGUGGGAGGAGAUCGACAAGAUCAUGAGCUCCAUCGGGGCCGGGAUAGGAAGUGGAUUGGACAUCAAGGAGGACGUCUCAGGUCCCCGCUGCCCGCUGCAGUCUGUGGGUCAGUGGCUCGACUCCAUCGGCCUGGUCCAGUACGAGAACCACCUGCUGGCCAACGGAUUCGACAAUGUCCAGUUUAUGGGCAGUAACGUGGUGGAGGACCAGGACCUGCUGGAGAUCGGGAUCCUCAACUCAGCCCACAGACAACGUCUCCUUCAGGCCAUCCGGCUGCUGCCCCGGGUGCGGCCGGUGGGAUACGAUGGCAACAACCCGACGUCGGUGGCGGAGUGGCUGGAGUCGCUGGAGCUCGGCGACUACACCAAGUCCUUUCUCAUCAACGGAUACACGUCCAUGGAGCUCGUCAAGAAGAUCUGGGAGAUCGAGCUCAUCAAUGUGAGUCCAGAACUUCUUUUUAAAUCUCUGAACAGGAGGUGAUGGGUGAUAUUCUACAGUUUAGGAGCUGUAACUUUAAACAGCUGUUUAUCUGUGGAGUGACAUGUUCCUUCAUAACAAUGAGUAAAAGCACUGUGGUUUGUUUUUUGAAUUUAUCCCACGUACAGUGUCCUGCUG